CUGUCAGAUCUUGGCCACCCUGACUGUGUUACAAUCCGUCGUGUUUUGUCUGAACCAAAACAAACGCUUGUUCCAAGCAUUUAUCCUAAGAUCAAGAUUGACUUUCUUUGGAGGCAGGGAUUGCGGGAAAACGGAUGUUGUGGGUUCAAGCCUCAGUGUCGGAAGUAAGCCUUUGUAGUGUGCAUUGUCACGGUCAGUUUGAGCAUCCGUGAACCCUUCGUAUUGUGCCGGAAAGGUGCGGAUUGUGCUCGGGCUAGUGCGCAAGAUGACAACGACAAAGACAGAGAGGGUUCAAGAGAUCGAUGAUUUGCUCAGGCCCGAUGAAAACGAGGAAUCGCCCUUGCCCAUGAGCGAAGGCGAACGCAUCGAAAUCCUCGAAGAAUAUCCAUCCGAUGACAACGGUGAUGAUGAUGAUGAUGAAAACCUGAAAGGAGCACCCUCUGACGUAGAAGAAGCCUUGGAGUUCGAGACUAACGAGUUGGAUCGAUUCGAGGACGAAAUCGACCCGGCCAUUGGGUCUCGGGAAACCCGAUCAGAGACACCCCCGACCUCAACUUUAAAAGCUGACGUGCCAGUGGGCGUUCCAGCUGCCACUAUGACCGGGUCGAGUUCGUGCUCACCUUUCAAAGCAAUGCUACCCCCCGGCAAGAAUGGUCAAGCUUCCAGUUUCGAUUUGAGACAGCAGUUGCGCUUGCGGCGUUUGGCCCAAGAUUCACCUCAAUGCCUCAAACCGCCCAAAAAGAAGUCCCCCAAGCGGUCCCAGCCCGCUCGAAGCCCCGUGAUCCGGGUGGAAGCGACUCAACAGCCCGGACCCAUGUUCAAAAUCCCGGCCAGUGCGCCCACCACCAGGCCCAACCAGCCCAUGGCGCCUUUCAGACCUAACACAUACCCAUCGCCGGUGGCAUCGCCUGUCCAUUCUAUCGGUCAGGGUCAGGGUCAUCCGGUCAAUCCUUGUGGUAUCGAAUUUCAAGCCAAACCCACGGCACCGUUAUCUCUUCACCACCCCGGCACGGCCUUCCAAGGCCCGUCCACUUACAUUAGCGUGGAUCCCAUGGCCCCGCCCCGAGGAGAGUUAGAAAUGGCCCCCACGCGGCCACCACCUGUCAAACCAAAAUCCGAUCUUCCUCAGCUAGAAGCUGAACCCGAUCUUCCUCAAACUGCAGCUAAAUCCGAAGAGGAUGAUGAUAUUGUGUUCGUGGAGGAAUUCAAUGGUGAUGCGGUUCCCAAACAGGAGGUACCCGAUAUGAAACCCUAUGAUGCACCCCCUGAGGUGUUUUCCCGCCCGGGCUCCACGAUUUUGCGCCCGCCCAGUGAAAUCGAGAUCGUCACGUUAAGCGAUGACGACGAAGAGGAAUUGAACUAUGUCAGUGUUGAUGAAGAUAUUCAAAUCAAAAUGGAGGACCACCACCACGCUCACCCUCAUGUUCCUCCCUUGUACGAGAAUGGGAGAGUAGAGGACGUCGCCGAUCACUUACCUCCAUCUAUGCCAGUGGAAACGACGAACACGCCCUUGAAUCAACGUAUAACCACGAACACGCUCAAGCGUCGGAAAGAGAUCUCUGAAGCUGAGCCACCACCAGAUCAUACCGAAUAUCGUGGAAAUAUCAAACGUGCCAAGUUUCAAAAGCCUUUGCGAAACAAGGCCAAGAUUAUUCAAAGACUCAAGGCGCAAAUUCCGGUUUUGAAGCGUGUGGUGGUCAUGACCAAUUUGCCUCCUUCCUGGGACGUUGACAGUUUCACUCAGAAAGCAACGGCCUACGGCAAAGUCACCUCUGUCAAUUGCUCUUGGGCGGAGAAUCGGGCGGUUAUCGCCUUUGAAUUGGAAAAGGACGCCCAGAUGUGUUGCGAUCGCUUCGAUCAACGGGUAGUCAACGAUGGGGAAGAUAAUGCCACCACGAUUCAUGCUUACCUGGACACGGACAAAGCUCAUGGACUCUGGCUUGGUAGUGUUUGAAAUCUUUGACACGCUCUGAUUAUACCUUUUGCUUUUUGUGGCACUAGUUGAACUUCUAUGAAAUAGAUACGAUGAACAAACGCUUGAA
Molecule: messenger RNA, 2042 nt
Organism: Tigriopus californicus
Lineage: Eukaryota; Metazoa; Arthropoda; Copepoda; Harpacticoida; Harpacticidae
Exons: 3
Coding region: 266-1954 (562 amino acids)
Molecular function (GO): nucleic acid binding
Source: RefSeq, a predicted model, not a curated record